AUGGGCGAGGUCACCUUCUUCAGCGCACAGAGGACCUCGCACCCGGACCGCCUGUGGAUCUGGGAAAAGGGCGUGUAUACCGACGAGAAUCGGCGCACUUGGCUGCCCAUAGUCAUCAAGACAGACACUAGCUUCCAGGUGCUCAUGCGCCAGGAAAAUGUCCCCUUGGGGGAUCCUCUGAGCCCCACGCAGCUGACCUCAUACCAGCUACCUUUGAUGUGGCAGCUGUACCCUGGAGAAAGAUACCGAGGCACAGACUCCAGGCUCUGGCGCAUAGUGUACCACAUUGAGGUCUUGGAGUUCCUGCCUUCGUUGGCCCCUGGGCACACAGUGGGGCUGUUUGUGCUCAUGUUCACUUUGUUUGAUAGUCCUGUGUAUUCUCCACCAUGCUGGGCUCUGGGAGGAAAUGAAUGA
Molecule: messenger RNA, 414 nt
Organism: Castor canadensis (American beaver)
Lineage: Eukaryota; Metazoa; Chordata; Mammalia; Rodentia; Castoridae
Gene: Tcl1a
Product: TCL1 family AKT coactivator A
Molecular function (GO): protein serine/threonine kinase activator activity
Source: RefSeq, a predicted model, not a curated record